Scomber japonicus (chub mackerel) is the source of this 2587-nucleotide messenger RNA. RefSeq names its product interleukin-31 receptor subunit alpha-like. Bases 137 to 2437 code for a protein of 766 amino acids. The record is from RefSeq and is a predicted model, not a curated record. The transcript is spliced from 16 exons. Lineage: Eukaryota; Metazoa; Chordata; Actinopteri; Scombriformes; Scombridae. Gene Ontology annotation, molecular function: protein binding.
CUAUGGUUAGGUCUGCCAAAACAAAUGGAGUAAAGGCAAUUUUCACACUAUUGUGUUGCGCAGCUGGAUAUCGCACUCUUCUAACUGUAUUUUAAAAGGGGGUUUUCUUUGAUUUAUUAUUUCACAGGAUCAAGUGAUGUAUUCAUUUCUGCUCCUAAUCAUUUUGAUCGCAACCUCUAUUUGUAAAGGACAGCAUGAGAAAAAAUGUGACGUUUUCCCCAAAGAUCAGUACAUUGAAGUGGGAUCUAAUGCCAGCAUAGAGUGCCAGAGUUGCGGACAUGGCAAAAUCUUUUGGACACUUAACAACCAACGCGUGGAUGAAAGCUUGUCAAACACUAUCAGCUCCUCACGCACAUCCCUAACACUGAGGAACUUCACUCACCCUAGUGCCACGUUGCAAUGCCACAGUGUCGAUACUGACUUAGUCCUCGGAGGCACCACCAUCAAAACAUACUCAAAACCCAGCAAAAUAUCAUGUACCUGGCAUUAUGAAAAUCAGAUAAAGGGAAUGGGUGUGCCAGAAAUGUUAACAUGCAGCUGGGAGCAUCAGAUGAAUUCUCCACUGAAAAUAAACUACACUGUGCUGUGUGCCAAUGCCUAUAUGAAGAAAAACUGCAGCUCGAAUGUGAAAACAUGCACAUUCCCAGAAAUGGCUGAUAAAAUGGUGGACAAUAUCAGUGUUACUGUGAGAGCUAAAACUGCUGCUUGGGAAGUUUCCUCCGACCCUCAAAUAUUUAAUCGCUAUCACAUAUUGAAAAUUGCCACUCCAAAGUUGAAAGUAACUGCAACUUCUAAUCAUCUAUCGGUUGCAUGGAACCGGUCAGCUUUAGUGACGAAGUGUGAAGUGAAAUGCAAGGCUGCCAAUGAGCGAACUCCAGAGUGGGUACUCAAUAAGACUCUUAAGCCUGAAGAUAGUAGGAAUGUAACAAUUACACAAGUGGAAUCUUGCGCUUACUACAACAUUUUAGUCCGCUGUGCUUUGGAUCAGGCCCCCUGGAGUGACUGGAGCCAGGAGAAGAUUUUGACCAAACUAAAAGAGAGCGAUGUCAAGUUGCAUCUGUGGAGAAAGGUAGCCGAACCAGGAAAAAAUGGAGUUAGAAAAGUUUACCUCAUGUGGACGGAAAUUCCUUCAACAUGCCAGGGCACAUUUACCUACACUAUCAAAGUAAAUCAUACAGAUACUUUGUGUGGCAACACUACAUGUGAUAUUGAUGUGAACCAAGAUGCAUACAGACUAAAUCUCACAGUCUUCCAUAAUGAAGUCUUGCUUGCAGAGGAAUCCGUUUAUGUUCCAGCCAUUGGAGAAAGCCUCCCUCAAGUGACAGACAUGAAGGCUUCAAGCCUUGAUGGUGUUGUUCUGGUCAGGUGGAAGGCUCCUCUUGAACCUGUCAGUGGUUACAUGAUUGACUGGACCCACAAUGGAAAUCAGUACUACUGGAAGCAAAGCAAAUACACCAACAUAACACUGUUUGACCUCCUUCAUAAGAAGCCGUACAACAUUACAGUAACUCCACUCUUUGAUGACAAAACAGGUCAAGGCACACAAGCCCUUCAAAUUUGCUCCAGAUUCGGAGAUCCAGGAAAGUUCAUCAAGAUUGAUAUUUAUGCUAAAGACAAAAGUGCCACGGUCAGCUGGAAAUUGGAGUCAGAAGAAUGCAGUGGUGUCGUUGUCAACUACACAGUUUUCUACAGGGCAACGGAGGGACCACUGCUCAAUGUCACUGUAGAUCACACAGAGCCGAAAAUCAUUUUGACAGAUCUGAAUCCAGAGACAGAAUACAGCGUCUAUGUUGAGGCCAUCGCUCUUACUGGAACUACCAUAAGCAGUGAAACGUCCUUUAAUACCAAGAAAUUUGACCCGACGCUCAUCACAGCACUUGGUGUCUGCGGAAGCAUCAUCAUACUUGUUGUGUUAUCUCUGGGAUUAUGCUGUGCUAUCCAGUGGAAGAAAUUCAAGGAGAAGCCGGUGCCUAACCCAAGCCUCAGUUCUUUGGCAUUGUGGACACCGCCAAGUCAUCAAAAGGGAACAAGCUCCUUCCGGCCAUUCAGUAAUCCAUCUGAAAGCUUCUGUGAAAGGAUUUUUAUGGAGGACACUGAGAUAACUUCCACACCUAAACUAGCUACUGGCUGUAAUCCACGCCUUAACCCAGCCAGUGACCAGAGGGAGGAACAUGCUCAACCAGCCAUAACUCCAGCGGCUGAAAUACAGGAUGAAAGGCCAAAUGAAUCUGUAGAAACUCAAUGUGAUACUCCAGAAUCCACAGCACUGCUGUCUUCAGACAAAUCUUUAAACCCAUACCGCUGUCAGAGCUCUGUGGAAACUCAACCCCCGAGAACCUCUAAGCAAUCUAAGCAUCUGCUUCCAGAGAAACCGCAAGAAAAAACAGCCACUGUUUACGUCACUUUGGAUAUGUUUGAACAUGGCCAGGGUAGGUAAGAAAAAUAGAGGCAGAAUUCUAAGUUGUUCAGGUUUGAUUAAAGCAGCAAUGAUGUGUGGUGUCUUGUUUGGAAUGAAAGUAAGGAAGAGUGAUUGUAACAUUAUGCUGUUUCUAUCACUUAAGUAAUACAAUGUUUACAAUGUUUUUGU